ACUUGCCUCACUUUUUCUUCUGGACAAACUGUUGUAGUGUUUCAACUUUCAACUAUGUUUAGGAGGAGUUGUGCUCGUUCUAGCUAACUACUGUUUUAGUGAGUGAGAUGUCGAGUCCAGGAGGACCCAGGGCUCGCUACCAGCCCGGCGUGGCCGAGGGGAGAGAUGUGGUCAUAACUCUGGACGAGAAGGGGUCACCAAGGACAGAGGUUGCAGGAGACAAGUCUACAGCAGCUCAAUGCUACAAGUUCACUAAAACGGACCCUGACAGCGUGCACGUUCAGGUUGAACCAACUGCUCCCGCACAAGAAACGCCGCCUCCCGCCUACAACGACACGAUAGACACCGAAGAUGCGCCAUCAAGACGUACGAAGUGCUGUGGCGGCCCGAGCAUGUCCACACGUGUCCUGCGGGUUUUUAAAGAACAUAAGAAGCCCAUCCUCAUCUCCUUUGGCUCGCUGCUUCUUAUUGGUUUUAUCGUGUUCCUGGGUUUCGCCAUCGACUAUUACCUGAAGUACGGCCUGGUGCCGGAUGGCUGUAAGAACCUGAUAGGGCUGGUGUCCAUCACGGGAGCCGUGCUGUUCCUACUGGCGUAUUACUGCAUCAGUCGCUUCUGUGGGGACGACAUCUACGAACACUGCCUGAAACACUGCUUCACUGUGAUGGGAAAUAUCUGGGUUAAGAGGGUUUUCUACGUCUUGUGUCUGAUUGGUUUGAUCUUAUGGAUCGCCCUGGACACAGCCCGGAACACCCAGAACUUGAUCUCAGGGGCAGGUCUGAUUGUGAUGGUCAUCUUUCUCUACAUCUUUUCCAAACACCCCGAUCAUGUGAAGUGGCGGCCAGUGCUAUGGGGUCUUGCCCUGCAGUUCAUUUUCGGGCUGCUGAUCCUGAGGACCCAGGUGGGCUUUGACGUCUUCAGGUUCAUGGGCGAGAAGUUCCAGUCCUUCAUCGAAUACGCUGACGUGGGGUCCAAGUUUGUGUUUGGCGAAAAGUACACGGACCAUUUCUUUGCUUUCAAGGUGCUGCCAAUCAUCGUGUUCUUCAGCAGUGUCAUGUCAGUCCUGUACUACAUCGGGGUCAUGCAGGUGGUGAUUGUAAAGAUGGCGUGGCUACUGCAGCGUACCAUGGAGACAUCCUCACCGGAGUCUAUCAAUGCUGCAGGGAACAUCUUUGUUGGCCAGACUGAUGCCCCGCUGCUGAUCCGACCACUGAUUAAGAACAUGACCAAAUCUGAACUACAUGCAGUGAUGACUGGAGGGUUUGCCACCAUAGCUGGAAGUGUGCUGGGUGCGUACAUUGCAUUUGGCGUCCCGCCCACCCAUCUCCUGACGGCAUCAGUUAUGUCGGCUCCGGCAGCCCUGGCCGUCUCCAAACUCUUCUACCCAGAGACAGAGGAGACCAUGCGGCUGGAUGACAAUGUGGAGUUGGGGAAAGGUGAUGAGAGGAAUGUGAUUGAAGCCGUGGCCCAAGGCUCUCAAAUCGCCAUCUCUCUUGUGGCAAACAUCGCAGUGAACCUCAUCUCCUUCUUAGCUCUGCUGGCCUUCUUCAACGGCAUUCUGUCCUGGGUAGGCUGUAUGGUCGGCUAUGAGAUACUGUCUUUUGAGAUCAUCUGUUCGUAUGUCUUCAUGCCGCUGGCAUUCAUGAUGGGUGUAGAGUGGAAGGAUUGUCGUCUGGUUGCAGAGCUUAUCGGCAUCAAAACCUUCCUCAAUGAGUUUGUUGCGUACGAAGCCUUGGCCAAAAUCAUCAACAACAGAGUAACUGGUGCUGAUGGCGUUACAAUGACCGUCAGGUCAGAGGUCAUAGCAACCUACGCGUUGUGUGGCUUCUCCAACCUUGGGUCGAUGGGGAUCAUGUUGGGCGGACUGGGAGCCAUGGCACCCAACCGGGUGGGCGACCUGGCAGAAAUGGUGGUCAGGGCCCUAAUCGGGGGAAGCAUUGCAUGUUUCAUGACUGCAUCAUUAGCAGGAAUGUUGUACCAGGAACCAGCGGCUAUGAUCAUGGCUGCUACCAACGCAACUCUUAAUGCCACACUCAAUGCAACAGCCAAUCCAAAUGCAACUGUUCUGCCAACAGUCUUCACCUUUCUCACCAGCCCAAACCCAUAAACACCUUUGUGACUUUCUGACAAAGGUGAUAUUUGACACCUGAACAGUGCCUGGAUUUUGUGCCUUCAAUUACUGUAAAAGUUUUUCUAACAAUUAAAAUAGACAGUAAUUUUUGUUUUGAAUUUAGGUGCAUACGACCAUAGGAUUUACUAAGGCAUCAGAUGAUAGGAUAUUGUGAAUUUCAAGCUGCAAUUCUCAAAAAAUACAAAAGAAUGCCUUCCUAUUCCCAUAUGCAAUGUUAAUGCUGUCAGUUUCUCAAUCAAUGUUAAUUACUUUGCCAGGGGUUUAUAAAAAGUUGUGCGACAUGACUAAAGUGGUCCAAUUUCAAGUUCUGAUAACUUAUUAGUGACUUCAAGGACGUUAUGGGCUUGAACUGCCUACAACUAUCCAAUCAUAACAAAUUGCUGGGAAUUGACCAAUCAGACUUCAACACUGAGUUGAUUGACCAAUCACUACUGUGUAUGGACAAUACUGAGAUGAUUGGCCAAUCACAACUGUGUAUGUCUUGAAUUAGUCGGAUCACAAUUCAGGUGAAUUGACCAAUUACAAUUGGAGGUACAGUUGAUGAUAGGUUCUGGCAUAUAGCUAACUUUGUAUUGGUUUCAAUUGCCCCCUUGACAAUUGACCAAUCACAAUUUGACCAGUUGCAAUUGAAAAUAGAGGAAGUAUUUCUGGCUGGUAAUUUUGUUAGCAGUUAAGUUACCUUUCAAGCUAAAGCUCUUACUAAUGUUGCAUUGACAAUCAAUACAAUGCUUUUAUUUCUUAACCUAUCAAAUUUAAUGAAAAGGAUACUGUAUAUUUUGUUACUAAUGCAAAGGGAAUUGAAGCUUUACAAGUGCUAGUUCACUGCCUUUAAUACUUAACUGUGGGUACUUAUUUUAUGAGUGUGUAUUCUAGCUUUGUGAUAUUGUUUUUAUUUUAAACAUGCUCAUGUCAAAAUCUUCUUUGAUUAGUAAAUCUCUGUGUGUUUUAGUAACUUAAAAGCCAUAAUGUCAUAUGACAUGAAUGCAAUAUAUGCUAUAUGUGCUGCUUAAAAACUGAUUUUCAAGCUCUGUUUGUCUUUUACUCACAUGGUGUAUUUUAGUGUAUGUUAACUUUUAAACCUUUAUCAGUUUUUUAUCAGACUUUUUCCUCCAUUUCAUUAUGCAUAUUUAGAGCAUUUUCAUUGCACUGCCAAUAAUUAUGUGGCAUAAACAAUAUGAUAUAGAGUAGUUCAAAUUCACUUUGAAAUAUGCUGAUCAGAAAAUGAAACAAAAAUUACAAAAUUUAGAGACUAGACCUAUAUGAAGGAACAAACUCUAUAUUUUCAAAAUGAACAAAAAUAUAUGUACAAAUUAAUUUUCUGAUCCAAUUUUUUUAAAAUAAAUUUUACCCAAGAUUUGAAUUAUGUCUUCCAACUGUAUGAAAUAACAUCAAAUGUCCGUAGAUUUUUAAUAUAGACUAGCAAAAACUGAAACAUGUAUUUUCAUAUCCUGUACAGCCCUAUGUCUGCAGAAUAAAAUUUUCAAGGAUCUGGUGGAAAA
Molecule: messenger RNA, 3628 nt
Organism: Branchiostoma floridae (Florida lancelet)
Lineage: Eukaryota; Metazoa; Chordata; Leptocardii; Amphioxiformes; Branchiostomatidae
Product: solute carrier family 28 member 3-like
Exons: 14
Coding region: 108-2105 (665 amino acids)
Biological process (GO): nucleoside transmembrane transport
Cellular component (GO): membrane
Molecular function (GO): nucleoside:sodium symporter activity
Source: RefSeq, a predicted model, not a curated record